Striga asiatica is the source of this 504-nucleotide messenger RNA. NCBI's taxonomy places the organism in Eukaryota, Viridiplantae, Streptophyta, Magnoliopsida, Lamiales, Orobanchaceae. The record is from the annotation of a GenBank genome assembly.
AUGGACGACUCAGCUGGUCUCCGCAACGGACCUGCGGCGCUGGUUUUGGAGCUGGAACGGCGUCGGCUUGGCGGGCACCGGAGAAGCAGAAAGCCGUCACUUGCGGCCGCCGGAGCGGUAGAAAAUCAUCGCUUGCGGCACCUGCUUGCAGUGGUUGACACUGAGGUCGUACUUCCGGAGCAUGUUCCCCAUAGGGAGUUGGACGACUCAGCUGAUCUCCGCGACGGACCUGCGGCACUGGUUUUGGAGCUGGAGCGGCGCCGGCUUGCGGGCGCCGGAGAAGCAGAAAGCCUGGUUGACGGUGAGGUCGUACCUCCGGAGCAUGUCCCCAUAGCCGGCGCCUCUGAUAUGGUCACCGACGCUAUCGACGGGCGGAUGUCAUGGAGUGAGCUGCUUCGGCGCCUAGGUCAUUUGUCAGACACGCUGUCGGCGAGAAUCGGGGCGACAGUGAGGUGUGCCGGCGAGGGUCGGGGAUUCUAUGCGGCUGAGGGUGACGGUGACUGA